AUGCGCUCCCUCGCCCAGGGGGCUCAAACGCAGGGUCUGGGGGAGGAACAAAAUGACAGAAAAAGAAUUCCCUGCCCUCUUGAUCCAAAACACACUGUAUAUGAAGACCAACUACAAAAGCAUUUAAAAAAAUGUAAUUCAAGAGAGAAGCCAAAGCCCGUCUACUUUGUUCAAGAUAUUAAUGCAGGUUUAAAAGAUGUGGCAGAAAUACCAGAAAAGCAAGUCACUUUAUCUUCUCUAUCCAGUGAAGAGCUGCAGAACUUAAUUGUCAAGUUGAAAAAAGCAAGUAAUGGCCUGGAACUUCAUCUUAAGGAAGAAAUACUGUCCCACCAGGCUUUACAAGAAGCCUUAAAUGACCCAAAGAAUGGGGAAUCUGCUUUCAAACACUUGAAACAACAGGCUUCUAUUUUAGGUAACAUGGAAAGAUUGCAUUUACUUGGUCCAGGAAGAUGUUUUGUUGAGUUUGGAGCUGGGCGAGGAAAGCUGUCUCAUUGGGUUGAUGUUGCCUUACAGAAUGUUGAAAAUGUGCAGUUUUUGCUUGUGGAAAGAGCAACCACAAGAUUCAAGGUGGAUGGAAAACAUAAAAGAAGAGAUUCUAUAUUUGAGAGGCUUCAAGUUGAUAUUCAGCACUUAUGUUUAAGUAAGGUACCUAUUUUGGAGAAGAAGAAACUACCAGUGGUAGGAAUUGGGAAGCAUUUGUGUGGUGCUGCAACAGAUCUGGCUCUGAGAUGCUUGGUUGAAAGUUACUCAACUUGCUGUGGUGGAGAAAAUGAAGAGCCUGCGGCAAAACGCUGUAGGACUGCUACGACAGAGGUGGCUCCUGACACUGCUGCUGGUAAUGGCAGCAACACGGAAGACCAUAAGCCUGUAGCUGGAAUUGUCAUUGCUCUGUGUUGCCAUCACAAGUGUGACUGGACACAUUAUGUAGGCAGAGAGUUCUUUAAAUCAGUUGGACUGGGAGCAGUAGAAUUCCAUUAUUUCCAGAGAAUGAGUAGUUGGGCCACUUGUGGCAUGCGAGAAACCACAAGCAAAGCCUCUACAAGUGAAGAAAGUGAAGACCAAACUAAUGACACAGAAGAACAUGAGCAAACAUUCAGCAUGGCAGAGAGUGGUUCUGAUACAUGGCAAGGGAUACUUACUGUUGAAGAACGAAAGGAGAUAGGUUGCCUCUGUAAACGGCUGAUUGAUCACGGACGGAUUGAAUAUUUACAACAACAAGGAUACAAGGCUGCACUACAGUAUUACACAGAGUCUGCUGUAUCCUUGGAGAAUGUCCUGUUGACAGCUGUCCCAAGUCCAUUUUUGAUAACAGAGCCAACUACAUGACAGGAGAUAAUUUGGAAUUGUUAGGGAAAAAAAAACCUAAAAAACUUAUCUGGAUUUUUUUAAAAAGCUAAUUCAGUGUUUACCAAAAAAAAUGUUUUAGUCUUUCCUGUACCCAGGAAAAGGUCUUAUAUUUCCCAGUGUCACUGGGAAUUACACAUAUGCAAACCAGUUCUCAUCAGUGGAAAAAUAAAAUCCCUAAGAAUA
Manacus vitellinus (golden-collared manakin) is the source of this 1530-nucleotide messenger RNA. It is a transcript of the gene TRMT13, whose product is annotated as tRNA methyltransferase 13 homolog. The transcript has 11 exons. NCBI's taxonomy places the organism in Eukaryota, Metazoa, Chordata, Aves, Passeriformes, Pipridae. The record is from RefSeq and is a predicted model, not a curated record. Bases 1 to 1326 code for a protein of 441 amino acids. Gene Ontology annotation, biological process: tRNA methylation.